GGCCGGUUUCCCUUUCCACAGACGGUGCCUUCUCUCCCCAUCGAGAUUGGCCCUUUCCCUGCAGCGGCAGCAGCAGCAGCCGGCGUCCGGGUUACGGACGAGGGGCCGGUUGCUUGGCUGUCCGUUGGCGGUCCGUGCUUCGUUCACUGGCGACAGGACUUUUGUUUGCAGGACCACAAAACGCUGUUCGAGUGUGUUUGAAUAAACAGUGAUCAAGCGCGAGCUAGUGCAGAACAUAUAAGCAGUAGGAACAUGCUGGCCUACCUCACAGCGGCGACACGACAACAUAGACGACGACGACGACGACGACGGCAGCAGCAGCAGCAGCAGCAGCAGCCGCAGCAGCAGCAGUGGUAGUAGUAAUAGGAGACUGCCAGCCGAGAGUGGACAGACAGACUCGCAAAAGGUAGACAGCAGCAGGAAAGAAGGACCUCGGACACAGCCUCAGUCUUUGGCUCUCAACAACAGUAGCCGAUGUGCAACGCGGGGCCGAUAUAGAUUCAUCCGCUACAACAUCGACUUUUACCGCUAUUCCUACUACCGCUACAACUAUUAGCGGCAGCAGCAAGAUACAACGGCUACGAACGUCACGAUCAGAGCAGGACCAAGAGCCGCAGCCCCAGUGGUAACGGUUGCCACAGCAGCAGCGGUGGUGGCUGGUCAGGAUCAGUUUCUCAUCGUCCUGUAGUUCUAGCACUUCACUCUUCGAGUGCAAGGAGGUUCUCUGGGUGUCGGUGCAAGACAGCCAGUUGCUGCUGCUGUACGCAUCACCGCUGUUUUUAGAAGCGCGUGCGUCUCUUCUUUAUAUUUACUAUAGGCACUGCCAGUCAGCCAGACUGAAAUCGACAUAGCAAACGGGUAGUAGACACUCAACGGACGCUACUAGUGGACGGCCGGCAGGACAACAAGCGGUCAGUCAGACAUAGUUGGUUAUUCGAUCGUUAAACUUUUGCCCGCCAUCGCAUCAGCGUGUGCUCUGUGUUUAGUGCACCACGUACCGAUUACCUGGUGUUGUUAGCAAUGUCAGUGUUUCGACGAGUGUAUCGAUACUAAAAAAAGAUCGUUGUUUUCCAGUCACACGGCAUAAUCAUAUUUUCACGUUUUCAUGAAGACAAAUCGCGUAGACAGGGUGACUAUCGAACGCGGCUCACGAGAGCAUUUCUACGCUUACGCAUCCUAAUUUAACCGACCUCAAGGUACCUGGCACGCAACUAACCGCGGCUGCAACAGUAAUGCAUAUAGCUUCACUCUACAAACCAAUAGCGUCAGACGCUGGGAGAGAACGGUCUGCUGAAAGAAUGGAAAAGUUGCGACAGAUCACAGCCUGGCGAAGCGAACUAAAGAAGCAGAGUAAAUGAGCAGUAGCACGAAUGUUCGAAACCUCAGUCAUAGAUCGCUGAGCGCCAGGCGCACAGCAGUCGCCUCUGGCGACUCUGGCGGUUACAACAACGGCGACAAAAACGCAGCAUUUUGUGUCACUGCUGCCACUAUCACGAAUGGUCGUUGGAAAACACGGCAGCGUCCGGUAAUUGGAGCAGUAACGAUAACGGCGCUCGAGAACAGUGCCAGUGUCGCUGUCGACAACAUCAUGUACACAUAAAUAUAUACGUAUACACAUAAUAGCAGAGGAAACGCCAGCAACAGCAUCGAUAAGCCCGGGGUACAACAUCGACAGCAGCUGUUUUCGUUAGUCGUAGUAGAUCAUUCGGCUCUUGCUUGUGUUGACCGGCGGCCGACGGUCGGUUUUGCUUGUAAGCACAGAGUAUAGACCCAUAGAUGCAGAGAGCAAGCAUCAAAUCACGGGUUGACCACCAUUGCGUUCGGUAGAAUUCGCUUUACUAGUGUGUGAUAUGUAGAUAGAGCAUAAGCGUUUAGGUAAUGUGUUUUAAUAGGCGUUCAAAGCAGCGCAAGAAAAUUCACGUUCGUAGUUUUGCUCCGGCUUCAGCGAGUACGAGGCAGAAACGUAAUAUACCGAGUGCGCAUUCUAGGCGCCAGUACUAACAUUUCGAGAAAUACGCUGAUGGCAAAGGUCAGACUGCCAAUAAUGAUGAUCUUAUGCGGUCUUUGCUUGCUUGCUCGACAAGAACAUAGUGCGUUGAUUGUUUAGAGCUAAUCGAUCAUUGUGUCGGAUCAGGCCAGCUAGCCUGUUGAUCAUAAUGCGUGAUCAGAAAGCAUGAUUUAACAAGCAGUAAUUGCUACGCGGGCACCGUGCACUGUGGUGGUUAAUUUCGUUCAUUUACUUAUCUUAGGCCGCCAAAAACAGUUCGGCUUUGCCUUAUUCUAGGAACCGCCGCCGAUAGCAUCGUACCGCAGAUCAACGAACAGAAGAAGUUCGUUGUUAUUUUAAAUUAGGAGGAACCAUUCAAGGUCCGUACUUUUGCCAGAGAGCUGGAGAGCACUCUUGUACGCGCCUAUCGUUUAUCGAAUACGCGUCGUCAAGUAGGAUUAUUGUCCCGUAAAGUUGCUACAUAGCGCGAUGGACGACCAUCAAACCUUUCGUUCGCGUCAUUGAGUGAACGCGACCAGCAGGAUCGAGGUUUCUAAGACAGGGUCCAAUAUGAAUAGCUAAGUAAGUGCCGAAAAUAUCCGUCUGGAAGACAAACGGGAGAGAAAGGACGAUUUUCAACAACGGCUAUUUCCCUUUAUCUUUGUAAGGCAUGUUGCGCGGUCGCAAGCGCUCCCAAUACGUAAAUUCACCCAAAUAGUCGGCAAACGCUAUCGCAGACCCGAUUAUCAGCUGGGCCAGGUGUUAAUUAGGAAUAGCUAGAUGAGUGUCUUGGCUUCUCCACCAGCUACGGCAAUCAGCCGUUCAUCGAUCCGGGUUUUCUGGCUGGUGGCACGAGGCGAGCGCGCUCCAAAGGUCCUGAGCGUGACCGACAAGCAAACGGAACUACCCAAGCAGAGCAGAGCCGGCUAGAGUCGCGGUAGCCAACGUUGUUCCCUUACUAGUUGUUAUGAGUGUGUGUGGGCAUAUUCGUGUGUCUGUGACGACGUACCCGUGGAUAUAACUAACGCUUAUGCCAACGAUGAUAGUAGUGAAGCAUCGGGAGACGGUUAAUGGUGCUAAAUGAGAGAUACUAUGCUGUGCAUUGUGUGAGGAACAAAAUGAAGAGAGCACCGUAAAGUGCGCCGGGAACAAAAGGAGCGGGUUUGCCAUGCACGUCGGGGGAUGUUCUGAACGAAAAGAAGAAGGGUAGAAGGAGAACAAGGCAGAAGAGGACACAGCGGGGCGUGCCGUACCCAUUGUCAUCAUCGCCGUCUGUGCGACGUGGAAACUGCUGUGUAAUUACCGAGAUCAGCCUAAAUAGACUUGUUACUGCUGAGUGCUGGCCGCUAGUUUUCAAUGAAGAAUGUAGAGUCUACAUCCGACUACAGGGCCAGCAACAGCAGCAGCAGCAGAAGCACAUGCCGCAACGACAGCAUUAGCUGUACUGCGCAGCGCAGGACCGCUUGAGCUGCCGACAUGGCGCAUGAUGUGCCGGGCUUGCUUAGUGCCAGAGCCGCCUCCCCAACCAGACGCGAGCCCCAAGACUCUGACCCUGUCUUUAUUGUUAUCAUUCGUGUUAAACCCACUUUUACCACAGUUAAUGAUUUUAGCCAUCAGACAAUAGCAGUCUCAUCGCAUCUAGCAGUGCCCGACCAGACAAAACACUGCUAUAUCUGGCCUUCCAACAGCGUAGUCAAGAGACGUUCGAAAGCGCCGGCGACGGUAAAUAACGGUAGUAAUAAUAUCUUACACUAUAAUAAUAUAGCCAUAAGGAGCAGCUUACCACAACAGAACAUACGAACUCGAAGACACGCUCAGAACAAUAGCGGUGCCACGCUUAACAUAGUGAAACACGCGCUGUGGGAAGUACGACCACGCGGGUUGCUUCGUAUUGUAUAUUGCUACUUCAACGAUAACGUAUAUUAUUCUGCUACUGGCUCGGGCAGUCCCCAAGUCCCCAAGCGGCGGCGACAGCGGCGGCGACGGGGGUGGCGACGCGCGAGCCUGUAGGCCGUCGUUGGCCGCAGGCGAGGAAGUGGUAUUGGAUAAGAGAUUUAGAGCGAAUGAGGCGUUGUAACAGGAAGCAGCAGAGCGACGACAAGCAGCGAAUUGAGCCGAAAUUGAUUAGCAACAGGUUAUCGUCGCGCAGCAGACGCCGUGUGACUGGGCAGCACCUUCUCGUUAAAGCAACAGUAACUACUAGCACCAGUCGUUGUUCGACGAUGUGUACAAUGUUGUACGGCCAGCAGCUUGUUCAAUAGCUUACUGAAAUCAGGCGUCAAGUUGUCCUCACCGAGAAGCUGAGAGUGAGUUAAAACAAAGACGAAAGAAAAGGAGAAACGAGUUAGACGAUAAUAUACAGCUGUAGAAAAAGCGGCCGUACGCUCCCACGUGUGACAAAAAAUACGUGAGGAGCCGCACGCACACCGACAAGGGUGGUCUCUUAUUGACGACGGCAUUGCGACCUCGCCCUUUACAACCAACACACCAAACGGUCAGUCCGACGGAGAGAAGCUACGAAGACCUGAGAUAAAAGGAAAGCGUAGCACGCUUCGGGCAGAAGGACAAGCGCCAUUUCCAAGGAAACCACUUCUUCCAUGUCCGCGUUCAUUAAGCAUCCCAGCACUCAUGUUUUCUUUCAUGUACAAGACAAAUCGGCCGCCCAGCAAGCGAGUCCUCCUGGCGGGGCGGCCCGACGUUCGGGCGCCUCCGCGCUAGGCCUGGGGGGCCACAAGCCCCAGGGGCUGAGCUUGGCAACCGGAAGCCGGUUAUCAGCAGACCACGCCUCUCUUCUGGCCCAUGGCCCCCAUGGCCAAUUCAGUAGCAUGAUGAGCGCGGCUGGAGCGCAUGGCCAUCAUCACGCUUCCCACAUCACCUUACAUCUCUCCGGACAUCAACAGCAAGCUGGCUCACAACCACACAGGCCAGUGUCAACAAUUCUUUCUGGGGGCUCAUCGAGUCCACAUGCAGGCGGCGAGUGGGAUGAUUUUGAUCUGUUUUGCCAGUCAUCGUAUCCCCGCCUCUCCCCGCUUGGCGCACAUCCUCAAUUUCCUGGACAGUCUUCCCAUCACGCCCUUGACUCGCAGCUCAUCGAAGAGACCAGCCUAGGCGGACCGGCGCCACUAAAUGCCCAGCCCGCCUUCCCCAGUGCUUAUGGUGGAAGUGGUGGCGGUAGUAGCAGUGCAGGUGGAGGACGUCUGGGAGGCCGAGGGGCUAGCGGUGCCGGUGGAUCAGGGAGUGGAGCAGAAGAUGAUGGGGGCUCAGGGUCAAAAGCGCCUCCACCGCGUUUGCGUUCAAAUUCGUACUACUCGAUACCCUUAGCGGAACCAUCGGGCCAUAACCCCACAGCUACAACAGGAGACCACAGAGGAACUGACCACAGGGCGCUUGCGGAGACUUAUGAAUACCAUCGAAGUGCAGCAAUGGCCGGUGGCAGUGCGCCUGAAUGGGAAGGGGGGGAAGUAAGCGUCCUUUCGGGUGGUUCUCGAGGAGGAGCCCGAUUUGACCACCCGACGAAAGGAGGCCUUCGACCCCCAGGGGUCAAUUCGCCUGCUAGCGGCAAGUGGGGCCACGAGUGGGAUAUGCACGGACAGGGCCAUAUGCAAGGUGUGGCUCAGCCUAGCCAACAUGGCCCCUCUCCUACCGGUGGCGGGCGACGACCUCAAGAUAUGACACGAGAGCCGCUGGCACCAACUAACAGGACCAAUGCCUACCACCUGAAGGAUGGCCAAUAUAUGGGCGCUUGGGGCGACGCGAAGGGCCAACGAGGAGCGGAGAAUCACGCUAACUUAGCAUUCGAGGGCCUCUCGCCGCCUCCACCGGCAAACCCUGUCGAUGUGCUGACCGUCUCCGCGAGUAUGCUACAUCGAAUUUUACCCGGAGUUGUGCAGCCGCUCAAGGUGGGACAAUAUACAAGUUUGUGCGGAUUGGCAAUUAGCUCUAUUCACGUGACCGAAAGAGACACGUGUGUUGUUAUGGAUAUGUGCGAAAGUGCCGGAUUCUGUGCGAGGGAUCUUCCAUCGCCGGCAACAGAGCUGUUGCCCCUGCCGCGAGAUUGGAUUUCGGUACAGCUAGCCCGACAUAAGCACACCUUUGGGUGGUUCAAGCACAACUACAACACGGCAACGACAGUCAGCCAUCGGGAUUCACACAAAGGUUCCCAUAUUCCCCCGCAUCACCCCUUGUCCCAGGUGCAAGGCGGGCAGCAAACCGGCCGUGGACAGCAUUCACCCAAAAACCUCCUUUUAAUGAACGUUGAGAGAAACAGCCAAUUCCCAUUCAUGACAAUACUAUCUUGUCGUGAGACGGAACUGGCUCGGCUAAUCCGAGAGCUGGAUGAGUUGCACCUGCCCCCGGGUUUAGGGCCUUCUAUGGGUGGAAUGGGUGGCUUGGGAGGUUCAAUUGGAGGAUCAAUCGCGAAUUUGGCGAAUACCUGCGGGGGCCAACUUGCCUUCGCGGCGCCUGGAUACUGCGCCAACUGUAGCAACGCAACAGGUGACUUCCACCCCAUGUCCGCUCAGCAAACAAGGAUACAUCACACAGGUGCCUACAUCGAAGUAGCGAGUUUAGCGCGACGAAAAGGCGGGGGCCACGUCGUUGGGUUUGGGACUAUGCCGUUUGGAGGUCCCAUGGAGGAUAGCCUGGGUCGUAACAACAAGAAGAUGACGGGGAGACAGGAACUGGACGACCCGCGAUUAAGCGGAGAUCCGCAGAGCGCUAGUGCCUUAGACGACGACGAAGACGCUGCCCGCACAGGAUAUAUUGUAUCCUUUUUUAGAGUUUUCCCAGGUGAGGAUAGCGAACGGUUAGACCGCUCCUGGCCGCUCUGGACGGGCGCGCGACAGAUCCACGGGCGAUUACCCAAAUGUGUGGGCCUUAAUAGGAUCUCAUUUCACAAGAAAGUAGAUCCUCAUAGCUCAGGUAUAACGUACGUAUUGUUAUGUGAAUGUCCGCGCAUUAUGGAUUAUUUGACGGAAGCUUGCGUUCUCGUCGACCAAUUGCGAGCUAGGUGUUGCGGGUACACCGCUCUCUAUCGGGUUAUCGACAGUUUCUGAUCAACAACGAUUCUGAAAACAGCCAUAAACGCUUCUGAAACGAUUCAGCGUCACUGCUACCUCGACGACGACACAAUCCGUAAUGACCGUCGCAACAGCGAAAGCUGAUUCGAUAUCAGAGUCUGUCACGCUGCUCGCAGUAACAAAGAUCAGCAGUGGAUCAGACCAGCCGCUGCUCCUAACGUGAUGCCCAACUCCAUCUGGCAGAAACUCGUCACCCUCCUGUUAUUAAUCGUUUGCCAUCGACCGAAGUUUCUGAAUAUAGCAAACAAACACUCUCAGAGGACUCGUGCAUUAGCUCUACAUUUCGAGCUCUUUUUCAUACCCGAUGAAAGAAAAAAAAAAAUAUAUAUAUAUAUAUAUAUAUAUAUAUAUAUAUAUGAGAAAAGAAGGAAAGGAGGGAGGCAAGAUGGCCGGCGAGAGGUCCGUCCGUUACAUGAGUACUGUGUCAUCUUGUGUUAUGCGCAAUUCGGUCUGAAUAAAUAAGUACAAUAAUUGUUUUAUCUCGUUGAUAUUGUACGGUUUCAAAAUUGCUUGCGCAUUGCACAAAGGUAGCCUAGCGAUCAACGCUAUUCCCGUUGUUAGUAGUACCGAUUACCAGAAUAUUGACCGCAGCAAAAUGGAGUGGCCACGGUGGUGACCGCUUUGAUCUGUGAUCUGUUUAUUACUAGAACUUAAAUGCAACUGUUAUUGAUUGUUAUUCUUCUUCUUCUUGUUCUUCUUCUUCUUCUUCUUCCUCUUCUACUACUGCGAUUGCUAAGCUAAAUAGAUGCGUGUACACGCUGUAACGUUGUACUGAACAAUUUUUACUUAGCGGGUAGUCAGUCUAUGCAGCGGACACUUAGUAUAAUGUCAGAUUGGUGAGUGCGCCCUAAUCCGUGCGCGCCACGAUUUUGAAAUAAAAAUUACGAUAGUCUGAUUCGAAGAAUGGAACAAGUAUUUGUGCACGAUGCGCACAACCACUAAAACUCACCGAUACAUGUAUUUAACGGCGAUGUAUUUAGUUUCCUAUAGAGCAGUCAGCGGGCGACCAUGUAAUGCCUGAUACAUUAAUAGCUGGAAGGCGGAACGUUAAAAUAAUAAUGCUGAUAGCUCAAAGGCAAUAAUCUCGGUCUGAUGUGUACAGACGAUGAUGACACUGAGCUAGUUGUCAAUAGGGCUGACAAACUGUGAUGUUGGUCAUGGGAUGACGAUAGCCUUCAAAUAACCUGGGAAAACGAUGCGAAUUAACUGAAUUAGCAUCGGAAAGGAAAAACGUUUACAAAUAGAUGCACGUUUAUAAUCUACGUACAGCCUCAAAUAUAUACACGAGGAAAAAUCCGAGUACAUAGCUAUACGUUUGCCGAACACAUAUACAUACAUUAAUAUUCAUACAAGAAAUUAUGGAGAUAAAGUGAUACUGCUAAUAAUAGCGACACCGUAAUUAUUCAAUUUACAAUUUUAAAAUAAUUGUACAUGUACACACUGGACCAUUAAGGCUUACUCAAAUCGAUUCCAUUCGAAAGGCAUUUAUAGCCAACAAAAAAAGUGUGCAAGAGAGGAAGAACUACAAUGGGGAAAGAUAAACAGGUCGGAUGGGAGAGAACAUGCCGUCCUUUUUGUAAAGGUCAACAAGCCAAGGAAAGGGAUGAUGCCUUCGUAGCAAAUGAAAAAGAUUAGCAUCGUCAAUUGUAUGCAAUGCAAUGCGGUCAUUGCGGCGAUGAUAUAAAAAUUUAUGCACGGAAAGGGUGAUGCUGAUAACUGUGCAUAAUCAAUAUAACAUAUAGCAACGAACAGUUCGAGUCCCGUGCCUCCGUCAGGCAUCUGCUUCAGGCGACCCAGAGUGUUUCCAUGAGAUCACGCAUUCAGGCUUCCAGUCGAUGUAUAUAUAUAUAUAUAUAUAUAUAUAUAUAUACGGAAAGAGAAAUCCAGGUGCAUGUACUAGCCAGAAUAUACGGUAUUGAAUUGUGGCUACAAAUAACUAACAAGGGUAAGUAUUAAGUAACACUCGUGCGUCAGUCUGUGAAAAAAAAAGUAUGUAAAAUGUGUAGAAUUUAUACACGUCUAUCCAAUUACUCAAGGACACACCACUAACGUAUUUGAGAUCGGAUCCAUCAGUGGUUGAACCCUCGCCUAAGCAAUCUCGCUGGAAAUCGUUCGUGGAAUUCCGUCUGGAAUUGCAUUUCUUCUGAUUGUACGGCCGUGUGCAGACUCUACCCUGAAUCUGUUAGAGACACAGAGGCUCUGUUACGUAACACUGACCGAAGCCGCAGGAAGAAUAUUGACCUAACAGACGAGGACUAGUAUUUUGACGGCGACGCCAAUGAUCAAAGCAUACUUCUGUGACGAUGCUCUCCCAGUUAGGCCUAGCAGCAGUCUCCUAAUAGUGACUCAACUUGACGCACCACAUUAUCCGUUCAUGGUAUAACGCACAUCCUAGAGGUUGCGACAUAAUGACGCGAUACAAUCUCAUUUAGUAUUUUAGCACCUUGUCAUCACGAGUGCCCUUCCUUUCACGAUGACGCGUUGUUCUAUUAGAUUUUCAGAAGGCACUGAAAAUUCCACUUCACCUAACAUUGUGGAGACCCAAAGCUGUUCUAUUACGAACGAAGAACACAAAUUAGUUGAAAGAUAGUGGCCCAACAAUUUUAAGACCUUAUUAUAAACUAUGUGCAAUAUGGUCUAGACUCUGUGUCUAUAAACCCCAAAUUACGCUUCAGAUGCACUUUUCUUAAAAUGAUUCUACUAGAGCAGUUAUUAUUUAUUAUCAUUAAGAAGGCAGAAGCACGAAUCAGGCCCCCUCAUCAAUUAUCAGGGCCCCUAUCUACAAAUCUUCGCACUGUAAAUGCACUAAUAGUUUUAUUGAAUAAACACUUUCGUGUACUAGAUAAAGUGCAGUUUAUCAAAUUUUAUUCUGCAAUUGUCUUAUAAUGUACCGGAAGGCAUUUUGGUCACAACAAUAUAAAAGGAAUAAGAGAACCACGCACAGCGGCAAAUCCCAAACAUGACCAUUUCAUCUUAAUAACCCCUAAUAGAAUGCUGUUGCCCCUUAAAACUGCGACUGAGACCAGAACAUUUUGGGAAUAAAGUUUAACUGAGUCCUAUCAUAUUAGUACGAUCGUUAAUGAGUCAUGCAGGUAUCUAGAUUUUAGUCAUGUAGUCCAUACGCGUAGAUGUGCGUAAAUUGACGUUACUGUCGGGUGUGCGCCAUCUGGAUCCAUUAAAUGAUACGAUUUCGUCUUGAAAAUCCGCAUCUACCAUACCUACAUUUGCUAUCAACUAAGCCAUACGAGCCAAUGUAGUGCCGGUGACAUUAAACUCAUUGAAAAAAUCGCUACCAUCGCACAGUAAACCUGAGCGACUAAACAAAAAUGACGUGAUUACAAAGCAAAAAAUAACAGAGCAGAAAAUAUCAACAAUCUAACAGGAAAAACAGUUAAAAUAGCAGACGACGCGGACAUAUUAACAGACAGGGUCUGAGUUUUAGUGAGAUGGGUCCAUAGGUCGUAGAUCGUCGUCGCAGGCGCCCUGACAAAAGACACUCGUGUGUUCCGAGUUCGUCAUCGUAACACAUUUCGACAGUUUUUCCUCUAUCGGCUAUAUAAUAAACGAACAAAGAAGAACGGAAGAUCUGUCCGUGCAUCAGUCAUUACGAAAGAAAGAUCGGCAAAAAACAGAUGUCGACAUUCACCUAUCUCGAAUCCUUUUUUCUCAAAUCACAGAAACAACCGCCCGAAUACAAUAACGUCACAGACCGCCAUCAGCAGCUACGUCAACAACUGCAACAAAAAACAGAAAUCCAUUGACUGAGGUCACACAGGCAGGUAAACCUAGAGCUGAGCAUGAACGAAGGCUGAACAGAGAAUGAAGAUUUAGAGCAAGAGAGAAAAGUGUAAAAAUAAAUAGAAUAAUAAAAAGCGUCUCCGUGAUAUAGCUGUAUACAUUAACAAUUAUAUAUAUAGUAUGGAACACGACGAUUCUUAUAUGAUUCGUGCACAGAUGUGUCCAACGUGUGAGAUAAACAGUAAUAACAAGCAUGUAGCCGUUCCCUGACCUAUAAUAGGGUGUGAUAAACUAAUUGACCUAGUACCAGCAUAAACUAGGCAGACGUUCAUUGAUUGCGUAUUUCUGCAGUGAAGCUCAUCAGCGAGUGAGGAAGGGAGAGCAUAGGUGCUAUUCCUUGGUGCGGACAAGAACAAUCAGGUGAAUGUAUACAGUGCGUAACAAAUGUUGGCUGUGUUUAAUAGCCCGUACUGAAUUAUAUAUAUAUAUAUAUAUAUAUAUGCGUAAAAAACGAAAUGGGAAGAUAACUAAUGGUAUAGAGCUUGUUGUGCCUAAGGUCCAGCGACGAAAGCAUGUUAGCUGUCGGCAAGGUGAUAAUAAUAAUAUGUGAGACUCCAUCAAAAGAAUCAGGAGUCAGAUAAUAGGAAAGACAAGGAGAUUAUAGCCUGAGUCAAAGAAGAAUUGAUUCAACAAAUUAUCACUAUGUGGCAAGAAGCUUGAUAACUUAAUGCCGCAGAAUAUCUUCAAUGCGGAUAAAAUGAUGGCAUGUUAACUGAAUACGGCUGGCGUUUUUUUCGUUUUUUUUUGCUGUAGCUAUUGACGUAGCUGUUAAUGGCGGUCUGUAACAUUAUUGUCUCUAUGAUUUGAUAUAAGGGACCUAUAUGGAUUUUGAGUGACUGUAGUGAGAACUGCAGAUGUAUCUUUUGUUGAUUAUUGAGCAUAUUGCCUGUAUGUUAUGCACGCGGGAGCUCAAAUGUGCAUGGGUGAUACUAACACGCCCAGAAGCUUCAUGGUGUGUGCUUGAUUAAAUCGGGUCGAGACACAACAAAAUAUCGCCCACCGUUACUUGAGCCGCUAUGGUAAAGAACAAAAUUCUUGGGUAGAAUUGCGUAGGUAUCAAAAAGUUGAAUGAGAUAAGGCCCGUUUUCAUUUUUUUUUUGCUGAAAUUUUAGAACAGUGACAAACUCAUAGGCCACUGAAUUGAAGGUUGCCUUCAGCGAGGCCAUAUGCAGAAAUUUUGGAAUAUGAAUAGCGUAAGCAUUACAUAUAUUAUGCAAUUUCUGUACAUGAAUGUUCAAAUAAACAGAGCGAAGAUCGAUCAAAAGACAAAAAUGAUCCUAAGAAGCUGUGACGAAAAAAAAAAAAAUUGACGUUUUCAAUAAUUUUUACUAUUGCAUCUAUAAUGUUUGCUUAUGGCCCAAAAUGAAGAUGUCUUGCUUUAAAAAGGACGCUGAUGUUUGUUUUGGCUUCGUAACUGCUGUAUUGUCCUACUAACUGUUCUAACGUUUUAUGAGCCGUCGGCAAAUAGAAACGUGGGUCUACUAGAGGUUCGGCGUUCACUUGUCAUGCAGACGCCAUAUUGUGGUUGUAUGUGAGCGAAUUAGUACAGAAUAUUACGUGACAGGAUCAAUAAUAAUAAUAAUAAUGUUAAAAGCCAGGACUGAGGCUGUAUGAUAGGUGUACAGAAAAGCUGAAUUUUUCUAAUCUAGUUAAAUGUUUAUUUUGAUUUUGUUCAAUUGUCAUUAUUUGUAUUACAUUGUAUAUUUUUAUAGUGACAUAUGAUAAAAGAAAGGUUUGAUCGAAUUCUAGAGUUAAUCUGCCUAGUUCUUUUUUUAUAUCUGAUAACUACAACAGUCUGUUAAGGUAAACUUCGGUCGAUAUCUCUAAUCAAAUCAACAACCGAGAGUUUGGUAACAAUUUGCCUUUGAUGCAGUAUCUGUAGGGGACCACUAUGAAUAGCAUGAACAAAGGUAAAUGCACGCAAGAAAAAAGCAAAGAGAUAAAGCGGAUAUCUCGUUAUUUGCAACAUACACACGAGUGCUGAUAUACUGAACAUUAUAGGUUAGCUAGCUAGUAGUAGAAACGAUUAGAAGGAACCAGUUUACUGAUGCAAGAUAUCGGUUAACGAAGUGUCGGUUUUAGAGACGAGGCGACGAAACAGGCUUGACAAUAGAGAUAAACAUAGAUCAAAAUAGUAGAGCACACUAUAACCUUAUCGUACUUUUUGAGUUUUUGUUUCGGUCGUCACUGUUCGCGUAUUACAAAGAAAUCAUUGUGGGCAUUGAAAAUCUCACGAACUUGAGGGCAAGCCAGUAAUAGAACUUUUGCUCUAUAUUUUUUUCUACAUAUAUACUUCAAACCAAUUGUCGAUUUGCUCUUCGUAGUGUUAUUAUACAUAGCUUUUUUACAACCUUGGCUUUCCGACUUAUGUGAUUGAAUUAAAAUUGGUAAAGUCGAAAUUAUAAGCCGAAACUAGUAGUCUGUCUUUUUUUUUUUGUUUUGUUAAUUUGAGAUCGUUUUAAAGCCAUCAGACGAGUCUUUCGAUAAUCAUUUAUUCAACCCAGCUGACAUGCAGUCAGCGUUAUUUCAACAUUAAACAUUUACUAGCUGAUUUCAAUAUGCACUUGGAUAUAUUUUAGCACGGGCCCUAUGAAAACAUACUUUAAGCACACGCAGAAUUACUGCCUUUAAUAAUAACUCGGAAGCGAUUCAGCUUUAUUUUCUAUGCCAAACAAGCCUCCGUUGGACAUACUAUAGGUUUUUUCAGGUGGUCUCUGGCAUUUUUCUCGUAUUUCCAGACGAUCGGACCAUAAAGUGACAACUGGUACUUCCUGUAGACAGACUUUGAUGUCGCUGGUAUGGCAUCGAGUGCCGAAACAGAAGGAAAGGCAAGAAAAAACUUUUUAAAAUAGAAAAUAUGUAUGAUUAAGAAUAAGCAGACACGGGAAUCGGGCAAAUGUACAAUUAUCAACGCUUUUAAUUAGCCCCAAGUGACAUAUCACAAUUACUUUCUACGUAAACAAACGAUACUAAUUAAACUCUACCUUAAAAUUAUAUCUAUAAAUGUUAUAAACGCUUUGAGAUAUAUACAGCUGCGAGCUAAUUUUACACUGUGUCAAGGUGCGAUUACACUGUUGUAUAAGGCUAGCAUUAGAAUUUCUACCAAAUCGUUUCUCAAUUUUCAAGUAACAAUUGCAGAUUCAAUAUCUUCCGAUGUACUUUUAUUACUGUGUGUACCGAGGAUCAAAGAGCAUGAGCAAAACUAAUAAUUUACUAAAUAGGCCUCUCGAGCGAAUAGGCCAACAAACAUCUAUCCAUAUGUAUGCCGACAGGAUAAUGAGCGUAAUCGCGGCAGGUAUGUCCUUGUAUAAUACUUAACUCAAUCCGGUCUACGAAUCUCGAGCAAAUGUAUGCCAAUUAACUCUUAAAAGCAAGCGCAUAAUUAUGAGCAGUAUCUGUACGCUAUGCCGUCAGCUUGUAAGCCAUCUUUAUCGAAAGGGAUAUUCGGACGAGUUUUUUUUACAAGUGCUAACAGAAACCUUCCUAGCAGACGUGCUGAUCCCACGUGACUAUCAUCGGCGCUGCAGCUUCAGCUUGAACCCAAACCAGACCAGACCAGCUUGCGUUAAUCAAACGAUUCGUAUCCAUGUUUGUUCAGCUUGUUUUUACUAAGUACAGUGAGCGAACUUGACCAAAGCUUCCGCUUACUCACGCUCCGUAGGCUAGGCCUUACACUAAUUUGUUCUCAUAAAAGGGUGCGUCACUUUGGCCGACCAAACUUGCGGGCAUCCAAAUGGACUUCUUUGUAUCCUUAUCUGAAAAACUUAUGGCGGCACGACGUCUCCUUUACCUUGGAACGUGGGCGCUGACUGGAAAUCCGUGUCUAUCUAUCCACUGUGGGGACAUCUUCUUCAACAAUUGAUUUUCUUAUUAAGGCACCAAAGACGGCCGGCUAAUCCAUGCUUGAAAGGACUAAGAAGUAAAUGGCGCCAUAGGAGUUUGUGCGGUGGGAAGGCGUCUAACAAUAGUCGGUCUUUAUUGACAUUUAGGAGGCAAAGUUUUGCGUUAUUAUAAGUUUGUGACUUUCAUUGUAAAGAGAGCUGGCUUUUUUACAAUAGCAAGAGGCCUAUUAGACGCAGGGCCGCUACUCCGCUUGUCGCAGCUUGUACCUGUUCGUUUGAUGCGCGUGACAUUAGAAACACGCCCGCAUUUUCUAAGAUAAAGACCACGAAUUCAUAGGAGCGCAGGCAGGAGGUUUGUUUUUAGAAUAUAAAAAAAAAGAUCACCUAUUGUUCCCGUGCUUUCGGCCCAAACAGGCCCUCACUGAGACUAAAAGCAUGUAAAACCGAUACAGAGGUCUUAACUGUAAUUAUACAAUACAAGACAGAUAGCCAGAAAUGCAGAUUUAGAGCUUUUCACUUUAAUCGGACAGCUUGUGUUUAUCUAGGUCUUUUUUUCUUCAGCGUAUCCCUUAAUGUUGUGCUCUUGCGCUUUUGCUUCAAGUUUAACAUCUAAGGCCUUUAGACGUUUUUAUCUCUUGAGCAAUUCUCGAACGGUAACUAUCGGAAAUUAGCAGCACAAGGAGCUGCGGUGAAGAAUAAUAGCGUUGAAUGUAUAUGUCCCUCAGGGACAUACAUAUGCUAACAAAGUAUCGAAAAGCUCGAUACGAACUGCACGUGUUUCAGUAAUUCAGAUUCCAGUUAUUCCUAUCGAGGGUAUCUCUCGCGGCUUCAAUAUACGUGUACCACUGUAUCUUUCAGUGUUGAAAACAACUUAAUUUUCACUUGCGUGAUUGUUUCAAUUUAUCCAAAAUGCUUCCUAACGUUUGGAAAAUGCAAGGUGAAGGCCCGUUAUUAGAGUACAUUGCAUGAGGCAAUUGUUGUCGGGCCUGCAUUUGCUCAGAAGUCAAGCUCCUAGACAUUCGUAGUUAUGGCCAAACGAUGUUUCAGGAUAGUCCAACAUAGCUCUUGUGGAAUUUUUAACCCUCUUGCGGGCGCUUUGAUGGUAAUCCGCCAGGCACAAGCUGUUACUUCACUGUCCUGUUUUGGAAAAUUUACACACGACCAAAAUUCCUUCACUUUAAGACGCUUGCAAAAUGCGACAAGCGGCAUACGCUGGACUGUUCCGUUUUAAACAUCAUGAGUCGGGCUUUGAGCAAAAAAUCUCCGACACUGCAUCAAUAUUUAUAUACACGACCACUUUCGAUGAUCAGAAUUAUUAACAGAUACAGAAACAGGUAAUGAUAUACGAUUCGUGUAACAUCAUGUGAGAAAUGACUCAUAACUGUUUCAACGAGGCAACACCAUCACCGAAUAUGUUAAUGUAUUAUUCUGCUAACGGACAUGAACUUGCUGCUGCUGUUUAAGUUAGAAGCAAUUCACAAACUUACUCGGUCGAUAUUGGGAACUCAUUUCAUAAUAGUUUAUUAGUUCAGGAAAGAGAAACAGAUGACCUUGAACAAGUAUGCAGUGACCUAUGUACAUUUUUCAGAGGAAAUUUCAAUGAAGUUGUCAGCGUAUGCAUUGAUGUUGAACUUGUGUCUUGGCAUGAUUUACUGAUCGAUUGUCACCACUGCAACUAUAACAAUGAUUAUAAUUAGUACUAAUGUAUAUUGGUGAAAAUAAUGAUAUUUAAUUAGAUUAAACGCUCUUACCGCUGAGCUGAACAACACAGAUGACAAUGAUGGGACGAGGGAAGAACUAAUACAAUGUUCCAAAGGUCACCUGCUGCCGCCGCCGUCAUUAUGUUGUAUCAAUUGUGUUGCCUCGUAGGCGGCGUUGGGCUUGCGACUUUCCUAAAGCCACCUCUAUGUCCUUCUUUUUUUUGACCAGUCGAUUGAAGACACAAUGUCAUUUAGCUUUAGAAUGGCUCGAGUUUAUUGGGUCUACUCCGUCAUUGUUCCUAUAGUAAUGCUAACGCUAGUCAGAUACGAUUUCUUCUUUUGGAACCGCCGCAGCGAUCGAGCCUCGAAAAAUCGAUGGACUAGUUACUGCGAAGGCUCAACUCGAAUCGGAUCGCUUGAUCGACCGGUGCUGGCAGUACUUCACGCUAGCGACCGAUAGAUUAGAUAGACUUAAGUGAUCAGUGUACGGUAACAACGGUAAAAUGUUGCAGGACGACUUUCCUAUUGAAAGAAAAAGCUUACGUAUAUACACAGAGACGAAUGCGUGCAGUCAUGCAUGGAUGUUGUAGGUUUCUUCAGUGAUGUUCAUCGAUUAAUAACAACUGUUUACUUUGUUUUAUUCAUCUCGUAUAUUUACUAUGAUAACUGUAUUCUGAACGCAUACCCCUUCACGAUGCGCUAUCUAAUUAAAUGUCGGUUCCGAUAUUUGGGACUAGCCUACCUAUGCCAGUAGGUGUCUGUUAGAAACAAUGCACGUCCGUAGAUAUCGGUUAGCGAUCUACUAUAGCUAGAUAUUCUCGAGUGCCUCUAGUACUUUACACGAUCUAUAAUGGUUUAGUAGUAACAGAAAUAGCUGAUUGCAACGGAUAACCUGUGUUUUUCUUACCAGUGUUUUACUGCCUGGAACGAACGCAAGCAAACUGAACGUGCCUCAGGCCAGGGAUCCUUCUUCUGAGCCUGAUUUUCCUAGGCCCAGCCUGUCUGCCCCAGUCCAUCGAACAGCCGUCUAGCAACAGUGGCUCAAUUACUGUUAUCGUAUCCUCAAAUCUAUGUAUGCCAGCGGCAAUGUGCCCCAUAAGAUGCCGUUCCUGUGGCAAAAGCUAAAUGUAUAGAUGUCGCUUGGCUUCUAGCUAUAAACAAGGGGCGAGAACAAUGUUUCUAAUAGGCCAAUUCUGUUCGAAGGAUACGAUCGCAUUGCGGCUGACAGUAGACGAGCACGUAAGUAGAUAUCGAAAACAGCUAGAUAUUAUGUUGAGGCAACAAUUAGCGGCACACAUUUAAUAUGUGUCGAUUUUACAGGCUGUAACGGCGUGUACACUUAACUACAAAGGCUUAUGCAUAGGAGAUGUUAUAAAUGUGACAACAAAUGAACUGAUCUAAGUGCAGGUUGAUUCUACACCGACGCGUCCCCUAUAUAUUCUUGACGUACCAAUCAACGUAACGUAUGUUGCAACAGACGACAUUGUUUCAAUGUCCAAAUCAAAGCCAUUUACUCUGUCAGUUUGCUAGGUCUGUUGAAGACGGCAUCCAAAGGUGCCAGUUCAAAAAAAGCGCAAGUGAUAUCAUUAGCGUGUGACUGAUACAAACUUCAUCCGUGUCUAUGACGUGUGCCCGAUGCCCGCUUGGUAUCUAAGAGAAUCCAUCAGUUGUCGUUUACCUCGGAUCAGUCAGUAUAAAUAAACAGAUACACGUGUUAGAUAGAUACUUGCUGACAGAACAACACUAAGUUUAGCUGUCAAGUGUUUCAUACGAUUUUCGUUUGGCCGACGUCAUUCAACCAAAGAAAGAAAAAUGCCUGGACACUAAACUAGAAGAUGACAGUAAGUAUGACAACCAGGCCGAUAAUACGAUCAUGCAAAUGCUGAACGAUAGAAAUGAAGCUUUGUAUGUGUAGAGAGAGAUAUAAUACGAUUGUACAGUUGACGGAUCAAAAUGGAACUAUAUAGGUAACCAGAGAUACAAAUAUAUUCAGCUUAUAUAAGCGAGUGUUGUUUCAUCUGAGACGCAUUUAAUGUUCAUUAACUAUAUUUUAUUGCUAUUAAAUAUAGUAUGAAUUUCGCUAAAUCUGAAAACAACGGCACUACAAAUAUUUAUGAGGAUAGCCGGGCUGAAUAAAGAUACAUUGAUUGAUAUUAUCCUUACUAGUGUACUUCCUAAAGUUGUCUAAUAAUCCGUAUGAUUUCUAUUUAACUCGUCUGAUCGCGUUGAUUGUAUUUUUUUGCAUAGGGAAGACUGAAAUAGACAAAACUAUUCAAUAUAGCCUAUUUCGACGUUCCGGGAACACAUCUUCGUUUACGCUAGCAACCCAGUAUAGCAUCCUUUUGGUCCCAGCAUUUCCACCUGCUCGAGCAAUCUUUGGGGCCUGGAAGCUGAAAUUGGGAAGUAUUUUCGGCCAGUAGAACAUAGCAGCGUCCGGCAGCUUCGGCGCAUCGAUGACAUUCAUUUGUCUGCUCAGAACAGAAGGAACAAUCUGCUCUUUAUCUCCUGGAUUUAUUGAUUGUAGAAUUCCGUCGCUUUUCUGCUCAUAUAUAUAUAUAUAUAUAGUCAUCAAAAUAUGGCCGACUGAAACUAGAGGCGAAGUAUUAUCGAAUGAUUGUUGAUUUGUUAUG
Messenger RNA from Varroa destructor (honeybee mite), 19035 nucleotides. RefSeq lists its product as uncharacterized. NCBI's taxonomy places the organism in Eukaryota, Metazoa, Arthropoda, Arachnida, Mesostigmata, Varroidae. The record is from RefSeq and is a predicted model, not a curated record.